CGCAUUGGAGCACCGGCGGAGGGAUCGCUGCUUGAUAGUACACCAAGAGGGAACUACUGUGUAGCUCUUUGAAAAUGUUUCAGUAGAAAUUGUGCAGAGCUUGUGACAAGUCGCUCCGGCUUAGAAUAUCUUAAAAUAUACAAUGGCGGAUCAGUUGACCGAGGAACAAAUCGCCGAGUUCAAGGAGGCGUUCUCCCUAUUCGACAAGGACGGCGAUGGCACCAUCACCACCAAGGAGUUGGGCACAGUCAUGAGGUCGCUCGGUCAGAACCCCACCGAGGCCGAGUUGCAGGACAUGAUCAACGAGGUCGACGCUGACGGUAACGGCACAAUUGACUUCCCCGAGUUCCUCACAAUGAUGGCCCGCAAGAUGAAAGACACAGACUCAGAGGAGGAAAUCAGAGAAGCCUUCCGUGUCUUCGACAAGGACGGCAACGGCUUCAUUUCGGCCGCUGAGCUCAGGCAUGUGAUGACAAACCUAGGUGAGAAGUUAACAGACGAGGAGGUGGACGAAAUGAUCAGGGAGGCUGACAUUGACGGCGACGGACAAGUCAACUAUGAAGAAUUUGUCACAAUGAUGACUUCAAAGUGAACACCUAAUUCCUAAUGAAUCAAAACUAAUUGUAUGCAAGAAGAAGCUUAAAUGAUUGGUCAGAACAGAAUUUUGACAAAUUCUCCUUCACGUACACGGGGGAUCUUACCGUACAUAACAAAACAACACCGAAAUAUAAAAGUGCUUAUUUCUUUCAUCUAAAAUGCAUCAAACAAGAAAUCACAAGACAAAACCCCCUCUUUGAAAUAUAAUAUACUGAUAUGAACUUUUUGUAUAAAAUACGUGUCUCUGUGUAUAUUAAAUGUUUUAUUAUAAAUGAAAAAAGCUAUACUUUAAGUUGUUCUCUCCUUAUUCUUCUACUGUGUGUAGAUUCGAUUGAUUCACAUUGUGUAUAAAUACAUUGAUAAAAGAGAACUUUGGAUUUUGUUACGAAGUGACUUGUUAUGCGCGGACUACUUGUACAUCACUUUUAUGAGCAAGUCUGUGUAAUUUUUAAUUGCGAAAGUCAGUAUUAUAUACUUGGACAUAAUAACUUUAUUAUAGUCAAGAAAAUUUGGUUGUUUGGUUGAUUGCUUCUGUUUGUUGAUGAACUUGGAACAAGUAAUAAUUAUUGUUUGUUCACACUUCUCGAGGUAGUAGCAUGUUUAAAAGAUUGAUUACAACGGCAAAUACGAUACAAUGCAAACAUAUAAUUUCAAAUUUCCCAAUGCAUCAUCAAACACAAUAAAUUAAAAAAAGUUACAGAUGAAAAUGAGCGAAACAACAUCCCAACAAAUGCUUUGCCCUUAAUCACUCUAUUAUACUUUGAUUGUGUGAUUGUGAAAUGUAUUUUGCAAUCGCGGACACCCUCUUCAUUUUUUCGAUAAAUUAAUUAAAUUGAUCUUGCGAAGUUUACAGAAAAAAUGUGUAUAUCAAACAAGCAUAUUGUGACUACGUGUAAGACGAAAGGUAACUUUUUCAAUGCAUUUUUCAUCAUUGAUCGCAAUCCAAUGGAAGUAAAUUUGUAGUCUUAAAAAUUAAGAGGGAAAACAAUGAUAACCUAAAUCAUAGGAUGCCUAUAAAUAUAAAAACAAAAAACAUUUUUUCCAAUUUAAAAAAGGAUACAUUAAGAAACCUCCAAUUAAUUAACAUUCCACUGUGCUAUACUUUCAGCACAUUUUUAUUUCCUUUGCUGUUUGUGUGAUUCUUCAAAAUUCAAAGAAAAACCAAUCAACUUUGUAUUUGCACAAUGCAAAGGAGACAAUUGAUUUUUACUCUGUACUUUAAAUGAAGCAUUCAAUGAUGAUGACAUAAAAAAUAUUGUUCGAUUGCGUCUUGUUACUUCAUUAUGUACGAUCAUUCUUGUAUGCUGUUCUUGAAUAAAACAAAACUGUUGAAAACUC
Neocloeon triangulifer is the source of this 1935-nucleotide messenger RNA. Its product is annotated as calmodulin. The record is from RefSeq and is a predicted model, not a curated record. NCBI's taxonomy places the organism in Eukaryota, Metazoa, Arthropoda, Insecta, Ephemeroptera, Baetidae. The coding region runs from base 143 to 592 and encodes 149 amino acids. The transcript is spliced from 5 exons. Gene Ontology annotation, molecular function: calcium ion binding; enzyme regulator activity.